Ictidomys tridecemlineatus (thirteen-lined ground squirrel) is the source of this 10028-nucleotide messenger RNA. It is a transcript of the gene Rimkla, whose product is annotated as ribosomal modification protein rimK like family member A. The record is from RefSeq and is a predicted model, not a curated record. Gene Ontology annotation, cellular component: cytoplasm. Gene Ontology annotation, molecular function: N-acetyl-L-aspartate-L-glutamate ligase activity; ATP binding; metal ion binding. Gene Ontology annotation, biological process: protein modification process. Lineage: Eukaryota; Metazoa; Chordata; Mammalia; Rodentia; Sciuridae.
CCUGGCCACCAUGUGCUCCCAGCUCUGGUUCCUGACUGACCGGCGCAUCCGCGAGGAAUACCCGCAGGUGCAGAUCCUGCGCGCCCUCCGGCAGCGCUGCUCCGAGCAGGACGUGCGCUUCCGGGCGGUGUUCAUGGACCAGAUCGCCGUCACCGUCAUCGGCGGCCACCUCGGCCUCCAGCUGAACCAGAAGGCCCUUACCACCUUUCCAGAUGUGGUGGUGGUGCGGGUGUCCACACCCUCUGUGCAGUCAGACAGCGACAUCACUGUCCUGCGGCACCUGGAGAAGCUGGGCUGUCGCUUGGUCAACCGCCCACAGAGCAUCUUAAACUGCAUCAACAAAUUCUGGACGUUCCAAGAGCUGGCUGGACAUGGGGUCCCCAUGCCAGACACUUUCUCCUAUGGUGGACAUGAAGACUUUUCAAAAAUGAUCGAUGAAGCUGAGCCCCUGGGCUACCCAGUCGUGGUGAAGAGCACGCGAGGCCACCAGGGAAAAGCUGUUUUUCUGGCAAGAGACAAACAUCACCUUUCAGACAUCUGCCAUCUAGUCCGCCAUGAUGUUCCCUACCUGUUCCAGAAGUAUGUGAAGGAGUCCCACGGAAAAGAUAUCCGGGUGGUUGUGGUAGGGGGCCAGGUGAUCGGCUCCAUGCUUCGCUGCUCCACAGAUGGACGGAUGCAGAGCAACUGCUCCCUUGGUGGUGUGGGCGUCAUGUGUCAAUUGACAGAACAAGGCAAGCAGUUGGCUAUUCAGGUGUCCAACAUCCUGGGCAUGGACUUCUGUGGCAUUGAUCUUCUCAUCAAGGAUGAUGGCUCCUUUGUGGUGUGUGAGGCAAAUGCCAACGUUGGCUUCCUAGCCUUCGACCAGGCUUGCAACUUAGAUGUGGGGGGGAUCAUUGCAGACUAUACCAUGUCCUUGCUGCCAAAUCGGCAGACUGGGAAGAUGGCUGUCCUCCCAGGACUGUCGAGUCCCAGGGAGAAGAAGGAGCCAGAUGGCUGUGCUUCAGCUCAGGGAGUUGCAGACAGCCCCUACACCAUCAAUAACGGGUCUACCUCUAGUGAGAGUGAGCCUGAAUUGGGAGAGGCCCGGGAUUCCUCAGCAAACACAGUGGGGGGGCCUGCCCCCCAUGCUUCCCGAGCCUGGAUACAACAUUAACAACAGGAUGGCUUCAGAAUUAAAGCUUGAGUGAAUUUCUGCUUUUUGGCAGCAUUUAAACCAAAUCCUACUGCUUCCCUAGUAGUUUUGAGUGAAUAAAAUCUGGACUCAUGUGAUUUCAUUUGCACAGAAACUAGAAAUCCCAUCUGGGCACUCAGCAUUCUUUCUAAUGAUGAUUUAAGCAAAUGGCCUAGCUUUGUGGUUUUUACAAAGACAUAUAAAACACUCACCAAGAACAACAUCUCAACUGAUCGAUUUGAGACCAGUGUCUGCUGUGAGCUCUUGGAUAUAAUGGUAGACUUUCAGGCACUGACGCUGUGCUGCUUCUGGCUGGUAACAGUAGAGAACAAGAACUUAGAAUAUCUCCUGGAAAAACUGGACUUAAAAACAGCCAUGAGAUGGAGGCAUGUGCAGACAAUGUGGAAUGUGACCGUAGCAUGUUCUUCACUCAGCGUGUGUAUGAGGCUGGGAGAACACACAGUACAAACACUGUUACAGGAUCGAUAUCUGCUCCCCUCAAUCACCAUCUUGACCAUAUUUCUCUGACACUCAGGAUAUGGUGUUUUAGGGAGCUUCCUCAUUUGCAUUUUCAGUGAAGCACUUUGUAGAAAGUGAGAUUGCACAUUCUUUGACCUCACUGGUUGGCAUAUGUGCUGCUUUGUAACUGGGGCUUUCUACAAAUUGCUUUGCCACUCUGAAUUUAUAUACCCUGCUUCGACUAAUGCCAACUCCAGCAGCUUCUUGCACCUUUGCUGCCUUUGGCCUCAGCUGGAAAUGCACUUCAACAAGCUAGUGGCCACACACUUUGUUUCUUAAGCGUGCACUAGAAUCUAACACCAAGGACUUUCUUUUCAAUGGACUCUGUUCACUUGUCAUCCAGAAGCCAAUAGGUAUUUACCAUAGAAAGUCACUGGAAGAUAAUCACUCUUUCCCCUCCUCUUACUGAAACUUUAUGUAUUGCUUAGCUGUAGAAGUUUUUUCUCAUAUGAGUUGGUGUUGUGGGCCUGUCGGGUGGAUACAGCUAUUGGAAACGUACUCCAAUCCCCUGGACAUUCUACUCUUAUCCAGGCUCCAGAAACCUGUCCUAACCCACUUUUCCAAACUGGGGAGACUCAGGUAUCGGGAAUUAACUCAUUGCACAUUUUUGGGAGGGGAUUAACAUAGACAUGACACCAAGUGCUUUUCACUUUAACUCUUCAAGCAGUAGAUGAGAUCCUUCCCUUGGGAGAAAUCAUGGAGAUGGAGUUUUUAAUUUCUGCUUGUAUGAAGUUUGACUGAAAACAAGCAAUGACCAAAUACACUGGAACAAAUGCAUUUAAGAGUUACCAUCGUUGGAGUUAUUCCCUUGGGAGAUAUCCUCUUGAGCUAUGGUGUUGCAUGCACCAAGAACACUUAGAAUUCCUCUUCGGGAUUAUCUUUGAAGCCAUGAAAGGAAAGAGGCCUCACAACUCAAUAGUUAGACUUUGUUUUUUUGUUGUUGUUGUUUGUUUGUUUGUUUUUUAAUCUCUCCCUGACAACCCAGUCAACCACCAAGAUAGUGCCAAGCUCCAUCACUUGUUUUAUUUAUCAGACUUGUUUUCUAAUGCACUUUGGCUAUAAAAAAAAUAAAUAAUUCCUCAAAAAAUACAUGAACUCUUAAAGGACAGAGAUUUACCAAUACCAAGGAAGUUUACAAGUUUCCAAAGAUGGUUCUAGAAAUGUUCUGAUUAAGGUCAGCUUCACUGGAAUAAAUGUACAUCUUCCCAAGGUAACUACUUUAAAGACAUCGCCACCCAUUUGGCUGCAUAAUUCCUAUGCUUACUCUGCUAUAAAUGUAAAAUGUGUAUAAAGUCAAGCUAUUACAUUUUCCCCACAACACAUUUAAAUAGAAAUUGGCUCUUAAAGUAUUAUAGUUAAAAACCAGAUCUCACCAAGUAACAGUUGUACAGUUGAAAAAUGUUUGGUGCCAUGUAAUGGAGAUGUCACACUAUGCAGUUGUAGUUUAAAUGCCGUCCAACAUAGGAUGCAUGCCACUAAACUGUAACCCAAGCAAUGUGUCUUGUACAAUUGAAAAAAUGAUAAUACUUCACUCUUCUAUAGGUUAAGACAUGUACCUUAUUUUUAGCACUCAGGGUGGCUUUAGAAGGAUGGUUUCAAGUUUAUUCUUGCCAGAAUUGGUCAGAUGCUUUCUGUGUAAACCUCUGAACCAAGUAUUGACCUCCUGGAAGCUGCAUUCACUCGUCUUCCUACUUUAUCUAAAAGGAUGCCAGCAGGGCCCCAUCCUGAGCUGCACAGCUAGAGUGUUUCCAGAUCUCUUUGCCAAAGGAGGCCCAUUUUCCAGCUGGGAGUGAUAUCUGUCAUCAUUGGCUUUAUUGCCUGGAACUGGCCCUGUCUAAAAGCUGGAUCACAGCUGUAUCCUAGACCCCUCCAGGAUUUCCUAGACCACAGCCGCCCAUGGACUCCGAGUCUCAGCCACAACUGCCCAAAGCUGCUAGAAAGAACAUGGGGUACAACACUAGACCUGGUUCUGGGUCUGCCCUUAAAAUAGCUGUUCACCCUUGUGUAAUCACUUGAGCUCUGGGCCUUCAUUUUUCUCUUCUUCAGACAGGGGAAAGACCUCUUCUGUUCCCUCUUGGGGACACACUGAGGUUGAAGUGAGUUAAUAAGUGAGACUGUGCUUUCCAUAGAAGGUGGUAACAGAACACCUCUCUCAUCUGGUUUUAUACCAGCUUCUCAUCACCCUCCUCUGAGGGAGUUAAUAAAGGAAGAAGCCAUCAAGUCUUGUCACUAGCAAAAUAAACAGUGAUGGGGCCCAGAAAAAGAAAUGCAGCUUCUGGAGGACUUCUUUCUAGUCGCAAGGAAACAUUACCUGAAAAGAGUAAGGCUCAUGGGGUAUUCAAAGAGCCUUCUGGAUGUACCAUAUAUAACCUGAAACCCAACUGCUGUAUACCAACUAAGUAAGUCUUCCUUAUGUAAUAUAGAUUCAGUGUCUGUAUAUGGUCUUCCCAUUAUUUGGUAGUAGCACCUUGAAACUGGUCAAAACCUGAAUGUCAAUAGCUCAGUCACUCAGAAUAUAUAUGAUUCUGCACUUGGGGAAAAUGUCUUCAUGCUAUCUGUCUGAUUGGGUAUGGGGUGGUCUUUAGGGUCUGAGAAACAAUAUAAAUGGCUCAUAAGUAAUUCCUGCCACAAUUGCAGACUCAAUGCUUCCAGCUAAGGAAUGCCAUACAGUUGGGACAGGGCAAUGAAGAAAGAGGAGGAGUAAGAUCCAGGAUAGUUUUGUGAAAGAAAUAUGAAACCAGGAGUACUUGCAGGAGGAAAAAAAUGCUUCUUGUAUGGGUUAUAUUAAGGAAAGAAUCACAAAUGUAUUGAUUAGAGGUAGAUGUCUUUGAAACUGCUCUGAGAUGCAUGGACUUCUGUCGACACUGGAGAAGUGAGGGAAAUGUGCUUUAUCUCUUCUGUAAGUCCUGAGGAAAACUGGUCUUGAGGAUACUCUGAAUGUAAAUCUUGAGAAGAUUGAAGCAGCUAAUUAGUGGGAGAGGUCCCAGGACCAUCAAAGUAACAGCUAGCCCUCCCAUAAGUGAAUGGACCAAAAUACCAGGCCCUGCAAAGACCCCGGCCAUGGUUUACUGAUGGGAGUAAAGGGACUCAGGUAGGAGAGGAAACCCAAGCUCAGUCAAACAAGUUACUUCAGCUUAGUAUUUCUCUUUGCACCUGGAGGUGAGGCCUCUGUUUACUAUUAGUCUGUGCAGAUGUUUUAGGAAAGCCCUAACAACAGCUAUUUGUCACUGCCCCUGAAGUUAAUGUUCUUAGACCUAGGGCUGUAACCUAAUAGAAAACCUGGUAUUGCUUUUGACUCUGCCUCUUAAACUCAAGAUCAGUACAGAUUGUUGCUUUGAUAUGUUUUUACCUGGAAGACUGUCCUUCUCAGGGAUAUAUUGUUUUAAUCUUUGCCUAAAACUAGAUUAUGCCUCCAUUCUAAUCUAUGGCUCAGCUCCGAAGCCCCCAUAAAACUCACGUGGUUGAGUAUGAACUUUCUCCCUUCAUGCCUUCCAAUUUCCUUCUUCAGGUGCGGUUCCUAUGCCAACACGCAGCUCUAUCCUGAGCCCUUGGAUGACAUCCCAAUGCUGUUUGGGGAUGUUAGGUUCUCUGGGGCUCCAGAGCAACACUAGGAAAGUUUUCCUAGAGAGCCAGGUUAGAGAUCUGGAAUAGCAGCACUUGGAGACUAGUCUAGUCCCUAUUUUACAAGUAGGGAAUCCGAGUUCCAGAGGCUUUGGUUACUUAGCCAGUCAGCAGCAAGGCUGACCCAGACGAUGUGAUUCCCCAUCCAGGCUAGUAUAGUGUCAGAGGUGGCUCUGGCCCUCCAUGUGUCUAGCACUUGCUGCCAUCCUUGGUCCACUCUCUGCCCAUUCCCCUUCUGAUGAGACUCUGUUCUAGAUCAUCAUGGUAUUGAGGUGUGAGCUGUCAAGGCUUCAGGACUGGAUAGGUCUCAGUGAGAGCCCCAAAAGCAGGGUACAGUCUGCCUCCUAGCCUACACCUUAAGACUAGCCGAGACCAUUUAGUUCCACCCCACACUCAGUGAAGGAAUAUGAGGGAGAAGACCUAUGCUGAGCUGACCAAGGGCUUCUGUGGCCCCAAUUUGGUUGAUGUCUUUACUGCAGAGAGUCUUGGAUGCCAAGGGUUUGAAUUUCCUGAACUUUUUCCAUGAGCCUCCCACCAGGGGGAACCCAGUUUGAUAUAUUCACCAGCUGCGAUCAGCAACAAGGUCAAAACUUCCCUCCACCUUCUGUUCCAUGAUGUAUCCCCCCUUGCAGUCAGACUCAAGGCACAGAUUCUUCCUGUUGUAAUCCAAACUUCAGCUGAGGACUUCAGAUCCAGAUGGGUUUGAGAACUCUAGGCUCCUGUUCUGAGUCCCUGCAUUUCUGUGGUUUCUAAGGGAUUUGUGGGUUUUGUUUGUCUGUUUUGUUUUUUGGGUUCUGGGGAUUGAACCCAGGGGUGCUUUACCACUGAGCCACAUUCCCAGCUAUUUAUUUAUUUAUUUUUUUAAUUUUGAGAUAGGGUCUCACCUAAGUUGCUUAGGGCCUCACUAAAUUUCUGAGGCUGGCCUUGUGAUCCUCCUGCCUCAGCCUCCCAAGUCUCUGGGAUUACAGGCAUGUGCCAUGGUUCCCAGUGGGACUUGUGCUUUUAAAGCUACUGCUGACUCCAGACUUGCACUACCUCAUUUUCAGCAACAACAUUGUCUCAUCCCUGCUCCGCAUCAGCUAAGACGAGAAGUUCUGUCCCCUCCCCCACUCCUGCAUACAGCAAAAUUCAAAUGAGCGUUUGAAUGUGUGCGUGUGUGCGCAUGUCUCAAAGAUAUGGGAGGGAAUGACAGACACUGCCAUAAUGCAGACGUGGCUCAACCCUCAUAGCGUGUUCUUUUCAUACAUUAUAGAGGAAUCUCCGCUAAUCUUCCGCUCCCUGUCUCCCUCCCUCCCUCCCUCCCUUGAGACAAAUCCAGUCCACUUGUGUUCUCAGGCAUAGCUAUGCCUUUUCUUAUCCUGAUUCCUGGCGAUACCCUUCCCUCCUUUCACCUUCCCUUUACCAUGGUUGGCUUAUAAAAGGAUUUUUCUAAACGAAGACGGCUCCCCAGGUCCAGGGGAACCUGAACGCUGUGGUGUAGUUCCCCUUCCCACUAUACUAGCUGGGCACCGCAGCAACCACAGUCCUUCCUGGAUGAAAGCAGCACGCCUGCAGAAGGCAAGAGGACUAAUUUGAAAGGCACCAGUUUGAGUUAGAACUAGUUCAAAUCCUAACCCAUUGUGUGAUCCUGGGGACAGUCACCUCACCUUGCUAAAUCUUAUUUUUGUCACCUAUCAAUGUGACCAAUAAACACAGUCUUGAAUGUGAAGCAUUCAACCACCCGCAUGCCUUUCUUUGGGUUCCCUUCCUCUUGCUCCCCUUCCAAGAGCAAUCACAAGCAGAGCUUUCCUGUGAUUGUGGCUAGGUGCCAAGGGAUAAAAGCUGUCAGACAGCAGCUGUACAGCUGGGGAAAGAGAUGGGAGGGGAGGAUUGGCGGCUGCUCAAGCGUGCUGUGAUUUGGGCUUAAUGAUUGGAAGGUCUCAUCCAUCCUUGAGAUUCCAUGAGACUGUAGUUCAAGAUACAGAGGAUAUAAGUGGUUCAGAAAAAUCCUGGAGGAAAAGCUGUCUCAGACAACUGGGAGGCUGAAAAGCUGAGCAGCCUGACCUUGGAUGAUUUAGCACCUGAUUUUUUUUGGCUUUUCCCUUAUUAGGUUUGCUGGCAUUGCAUCAAAUGGAAGGAGGAGGUGCCAGAGACUUGAAUUAAACCUGUCAAAUAGGGUGAGGGGAGUGCAGAAGGCUGAGAGGGGAGUGCUGUGUCGAGAACUCGGAUAGCCCGUCAGCACCAUCUGGACUUGGCAGGGAUGGCAACCCUUAGAUCAGAUGGAAAUACCCAAUAAAAUGGCUAAAAUUUUGCUGUCCUGGACCUAUCCCAAAUAGGACUACCAGAAUCUAUUUGGGAGGAAUACUGAUUUCCUAUAAAGGGAGAUCUAACCCAUUGUGUUUUUCCUAUAAAGGGAGAGAUGGUAGUCCUUAGUCACUGAAGAACUAUUAAAGGUCUCUGUGAAGGCGGGACUAGGCCCGUGUCUGUUGUGGCGGUCCCCAGGGCUCCAGUGGUGUGCUAGAGCCACUUUUACCAGCUCAUCAGAGUGGAUUGUUACAUUUUCCAGAAUGUUCUGAGCUAGUUUAUUAAACACAGCUAUCAUUAAAGAUUAAAUUAUGUAAAUCUACAAGUAUAUUCAAAACAUAGAUAAUACCUACCCCAAACUCCUCACUUCUUAUUUUACUAUUAUUUAUGUUCUGAGGUUAUUGACAUGUAUAUAUGUAUGUAUAAUGGUGUGCCACUGCACAUCCCUUACCAAAUUUGCCAUUCAGUGACAUGGUAGCUCCGAAUCAGCCCUGGUGAGAAUAUUUACAUCACAGAAAUGGGCAAGCACCACAUAUCAAGGUUGUCAAUCCUCCCUGCCCCAGAGCUAGUUGUUAUCAGCAUACCACUGCCACUGGGAGACAGAGAAAACGUAUUGAUACAUAUAAAGGGUUGCAACAUCUUAGUUGCCAGGGAGGUAGGAUGUGUGAAGAUUUUCUCAGCAGCGAGUGUCUGGUUAUAAUGUGCAUAACUGAUUUGAAGUAAAAGAAAACCAGUGGAAAACACUGCUUCUCGGCUUGUUUUGUCUACCUUCUGUUUCUCACAGGUGGAAAAAUCUGUUUCCUUCGCUUCAAAACUUUUGGAGCAAUAGAAACAGUGCCCACCCACCCCCACGCCCGCCCAGGUGAGGCUCAUCUCAAUCUCUUCUGAGAGAGGUACAGUAGCUAGAUUCCCUCCAGGAAAGUGCGCUGCAGGUUUUUCUGCUUAAUUGUACUGUGAAGAAUAGAUCUUAACAAGGCAUCAGAAUAGCUCGUUUCCAAGUGGUUUAUACAGCAAUAACAAUGUUAACUCUUCCAACAGAGAAGAAGUCGUUUAUAAAUUAUUGUUUUGCUAUUUUUGCUUUUUAUUAAAAUUAUGACUGUGGAACAGAAUGCUUUGCUUGCCUUUGUUCCCAAAAUUCUAUGCCUUUUGGUUGUUCUUUUAAAGUAAGAAUCACAUGCUGAAUCUACAUUUUACUAUUUUUCAUAUCAUAAAAUGAGGGAAAUGCUUCAUAGAAACUUCAUCCUAUUCACUUGCACACCAGCUGCAUUCCGGAAAACCAUAAUUUUCCUUUCAAACGCAGAGUGCUGUCAGAAUUGUAAUAUUGCCAGCUCUCGACUGUCAAGAUGAUGGAGGAAAAUACUACUGCAGAUGGUAUAAGCUUGUCAGGGGUCCACUCAGCGUGCUUUCCUAGACUGACACUUGAAUUAAGACUCAAAUGGCAAAUGAAAACUGAAAGCUGUUGAAAAUGGCUAUGUGCUGCCAUCAGAGGGCCCCUGGGACUAAAAGAACCUGUGUGCCCACCCAGAGAACUGACAGGUCAGCCAGAGCCAGCAGGACUGUGCUCUCCUGACAUGCAAGAGGCUUUCUGGGAGAAACAGUGAUAAGAACUUUGGAAACAAAUUUAUGGUCAAUACCAGGUCUGGGACCCUUGAACUAAGGCUGUUCCCCAACUUCUGAGGGUCAGGGAACCUAACCUGACUAGGAUAGUCACAGGGAUAAUGACUGAUGGAUCCAGCCAAGAAGGAUUUAGGAUUUGAUACUAAAUCACCACUCCUAUUGUCUUUCAACUCCUACACUAGAAGGGUGACCUCUAUUUCAUUUUUUUCCUUCUUUUAUAUGAAAAUCUUCAAACUACACAGUAGUGAAGAGAUAGUAAACACCCCAGAUUCUGAAGUUACCAAAACUUUCUAUUUUUAUCUCAUCUGUCAAUUUUCAUUAAGCAUUUUACAACAAAUUGUACAUACACAUACCAUCUUUUCUCCCAUACUUCAACAGGCAUCUCUUCAAAAAAAAAAAAAGAAAGAAAGAAAGAAAGAAAGACCAUUUCUUCAUGCCUUUACCACAUAUAAAAAAAAAAUGUUCCUUGGCACCAUUUAAUUCCAAGUCCACAUUCAGAUUCCCCAUUAGACUCGUAAAGAACUGCCUAUAGCUGCAUCAUAGACCAAUGGAUUUGGUGGGGCAGGAGGCACAUGGUGCUUGCUUCCCCUCUAUCUUGAAUGUGGCUCUGGCAGAACCAUGCAGAAAGGGCACUAGUGAAGAGACCUUUAGGCUGGCUAUAGAUAUCUACCAUGUGGGUGAAUCUUGAGAUUGCCUUCUAUUCCCAGUGUCCUGUGGUCUUCCUCUGAGACAUUCCCAGCUUCCUGCCACUAGCAUAGCAUCCAGCUGUCCUGUCAUACUGGUACCUACAGCUCUUCCAUUGGUUACUGCUUUCACU